AUGUGCUUACGGUAGUCAAAGGACAUGCACAUCUAAAAGUUUCUUUGGUCCACACAUUGUCCAUAGCGCUACCAUGUACGUUGCUAUGGUGAAGCUGAAUCGUAAACUAAACGAGAAAUGGUUGGAAAUGUCUUUGUAGUCGCAUGGUAGACACUAUCUCUGGGCAUUUUCUAAGUCUAUUGGCUCAUGUGGUGCUCGUUUCAACUUUUUUCUUUAAUCAGGAGCCCUUUUUGUUAGCCUCAUCUCCCCUGUGUGUGACUGAGAUUCAAGAAGACACUCGAGUGGAAUUCGUCGUGUUGCUUUCGCUUACACUGCUCGUCGACCUUGGCGAAAUGGUUCUGCUACUCAUGCGAGUGCCAUCGGCUGGCUUGUCACUGCUGUCAAGCUUCGUUCAUGCUCUCAGUUGUCUGUUUCUGCUCAAAUUCAUAGUUGAUGAACACCCUGUUAGCAACUUUUGGGUUUUGCUAGCACUUACUUCUUUUCCUGCUCUCUUAUUCAACAUCAUUGGGGCAGCCAUGUACCCUGUACGAAACAAAACAUAGCUCAUUGCUCCCCGUUGUGUGUAAGGUAGUCCGAAAUCCAGCAUACUUCUCGAUCAUCAGCCCGAAAAGAUGCAUACUUGCCAACAUGAUCUUUUAACAUACCAACAAUAUAAAUAUCGU
Messenger RNA from Cylicocyclus nassatus, 662 nucleotides. Lineage: Eukaryota; Metazoa; Nematoda; Chromadorea; Rhabditida; Strongylidae. The record is from the annotation of a GenBank genome assembly.